Messenger RNA from Phymastichus coffea, 1179 nucleotides. Its product is annotated as NADH dehydrogenase [ubiquinone] 1 alpha subcomplex assembly factor 3. The coding region runs from base 340 to 1101 and encodes 253 amino acids. Gene Ontology annotation, biological process: mitochondrial respiratory chain complex I assembly. NCBI's taxonomy places the organism in Eukaryota, Metazoa, Arthropoda, Insecta, Hymenoptera, Eulophidae. The record is from RefSeq and is a predicted model, not a curated record. The transcript has 3 exons. Gene Ontology annotation, cellular component: mitochondrial inner membrane.
GAAAUAGCAUACUGAAAAUAAAUUAUUUUUAAAUGAACAGCAUCAGUAUUUACAGAAUGUAAAAUAAAGAAAAAGUGCGUGUGAUUUUUACUAUUGAAUGAGCAGGUCUAUUUCUCUGGAAAUAGUGUAAAUUCGUUUUAUCAAUAAAAACGAAAAUUUACGGAAUUAUUAAUCGGUUUUCCUAUGCUUACUAACAACGUGCAGUUUUUCUAUAAUUUUUCGAAACUAUUUUUAUAAGUUUCUCAGUGAGUUCCUUCAUCCUUCAUAAUGUAUAUGUGAGGCAUACAUUAGUCGAAUCUCUAUCAGUUUCUCAUAUCACCAUUAUUGAAAAGGAAAAUCAUGUCAAUUUUAUCAAGACAAUUGAUAGUGAAACUAAACAUAUUUAGUUUCAUAAAAACUGCUUACAGAAAUUUAUAUUCAUCAAAUGUUCAUGCCUUGUAUGAAGGAGACAGUAAAACUACAAUAACUAUUUUAAAUAAAAAUUUUGAUUAUGGUUUGAUGAUCAACAAUAUAACAGAACAUGGAUUUAUAUUGAAUAAUGGAAUAAGGACAAUAGGACCUAUGAUUGUGUUUUCGAAACUCAUGUUAAGUUGGAACAUAGCUUCUUCAACAGAUAUGAAUAAAAAUUCUUUUUCUCUUGUUUUAAAUCUUGAACCAAAAUUAGAUUUACUAGUCAUUGGUUUAGAUGACAAUUAUCUAUACAAUGAACAAUUUAUUUUGGAUAUAAAAAAAAUUUUUCGCAACCAUAAAAUACUAGUUGAAAUAUUACCAGUUUAUCAUGCUUGUUCAACAUUUAAUUUUCUGAAUUCUGAAAAUAGAUAUGUAGCAGCUGCUCUCAUACCUCCAAAAUCAAAGUUUGUAGAAGACUUGUUAUUACAAGAUAAAGUUAAAUGUGGUACAUUAGAACAAGAUCAUCAAUUGGAAAAAAUUCCAAGGACCUACAGUGAUGAAAUUCUAUCUAAUCCAGAUUUUGAUGGUUUAAAUACCAAAACAUUAAUAAGAAAUAAAGAAAUUAAGCAAUACUUCAAAGUGAGACGACCGUGGAAAGUCAAAAACAAUGCUCAACAAUCAUAUCCUUUAAACGAUUCAAAUAAAAAGUAAUAAAAAAUAAUUAAUUUAAUUUAUAAAUUGUUUUUUUUAAAUAUAUAUAUACAUAUUGAAUUUAAAAAAUUUUUUAAC